AUGCAGACUGCUUCUACAAACAUUGGUGAAAGACUGUACAAUAAGUCCAUCCGUGACAUUUCCUGGCUACUAAAUAUUCCACGCUCAACUGUUAGUGGGAUUAUAACAAAGUGGAAGCAACUGGGAACAACAGCAACUCAACCACCAAGUGGUAGGCCACGUCACAUGACAGGGCGGGGUCAGAGCAUGCUGAAGCGCACAGUGCGCAUAAGUCAAUAACUGUUUGCAGAGUCAAUAGCUAAAGACCUCCAAACUUGGUGUGGCCUUCAAAUUAGCACAACAACAGUGUGUAGAGAGCUUCCUGACUGCGUU
Molecule: messenger RNA, 312 nt
Organism: Staurois parvus
Lineage: Eukaryota; Metazoa; Chordata; Amphibia; Anura; Ranidae
Source: the annotation of a GenBank genome assembly